AUGGCGGCUGAAACCCCGGUGAGCCUCUCACAACCCUGUGUUCCCGUCUUCAAAGGAGAAGACUACGGACGGUGGCGCUUGAGAAUGAAGACAGUGUUCCGGUCUCAAGAGCUAUGGGAGCUCGUUGAGAAGGGCGUGCCAGAAGGAGAAGAGGAAGCAAAGGCAAGGGAGACCAAGAAGAAGGACGCGAAGGCCCUAUGUCUCAUCCAACAGGCGAUCGACGGACCUAUAUUAGACCGGAUUGAAGAGGCAGAGACAGCACAUGACGCAUGGGAGAUUGUGAAGAAUGUAUACCAAGGUACUUCGAAGAUGAUGACCGUGAAGGCUCUCGGACAUAAGCUCACUGAGGCUGAGGUGGUAUCCAAAGUGCUGCGCAGCCUGGCGCCCAAAUUUGAUUUCGUGGCGGUUGCGAUGGAGGAGUCUAGAGACAUGUCAACGCUUACCCUCGAUGAACUCGGUGGUUCUCUUCAAGCUCAUGAAGUCAGGGUGAAUAGAUCAUUGACUAAGAAAGUAGAGAAGGCACUGGUUGUGAAGACAGAGAGCUCAGCUUCAAAUGUUAAAGAGAAAGGAAACCCCAGUGCUAUCACAGGAUGGAGCCCCACUCGAGGAAGGGGAAGGGGUUUCAUCAGAGGAAGAGGAAGAGGCAGGAGUUCGCGAGGAUGGAGUGGAGAUAAUAAGAGCAACAUAUAA
Molecule: messenger RNA, 690 nt
Organism: Dioscorea cayenensis subsp. rotundata (Guinea yam)
Lineage: Eukaryota; Viridiplantae; Streptophyta; Magnoliopsida; Dioscoreales; Dioscoreaceae
Exons: 2
Coding region: 1-690 (229 amino acids)
Source: RefSeq, a predicted model, not a curated record